Molecule: messenger RNA, 3030 nt
Organism: Nerophis lumbriciformis (worm pipefish)
Lineage: Eukaryota; Metazoa; Chordata; Actinopteri; Syngnathiformes; Syngnathidae
Source: RefSeq, a predicted model, not a curated record
AUUGGCUGCUUGUGUCACGUGCAUUGGGACUACACCCGGAAGUAUCCAGGAUCAUGGCUGACACUUUUACGAGCUGAACACAAACAACUGAAAUCCCAAACCAUGAAUAUUGUGGGCCAGUUGGCAGAGACUGUGUAUGUGACGGUCAAAGAGCUGUACAGUGGCCUCAACCCUGCCACUCUCACCGGAGGGAUAGAUGUCAUCGUGGUACGACAGCCUGAUGGGUCGUUCCAGUGUUCACCUUUUCAUGUCCGCUUUGGCAAACUGGGAGUGCUUCGCUCCAAGGAGAAAAUUGUGGACAUUGAGAUAAAUGGAGAAUCAGUUGACCUGCACAUGAAACUGGGGGACAAUGGUGAAGCUUUUUUUGUGGAACAAAAUGAAAACUUGGAGACGGAAGUCCCUGCCCAUCUCUGCACUUCCCCUAUUCCUCUUGAUGACCCAGAAGAGACGACCGAAGCAUCCUCAGUCUCUGGUUCCGGAACGCGCAAGAAGAGGCGUCGUCGGAAACGCGCGCGCUCAGAUAGUCACCAAAGAGAAGAGGGCAUCUCCUCUUCAGAUGAACAGGACAAGGAAUUGGACAAAGAUCAUAGUGGACAAGAUAGUCCAAAUAAAGAAAACCAUGCCACACAGUUGCAAGUCAGUAAAUCGGUGUACUACUCGUUGUCUGAGGAGCCACCCGAGGAGGAGCUGGAGGUCAGAGAUGCUCACCGACACUCAGAUGGAGACCAGUCACCUGUAGAAAAUGUGUUCGACAGCCGUCCAUCCUCUCCUAAGAGUGACUCUGAACUUGUGGUGAAAAACCAUGAGUCUUCUGGAGUACUGAUGCAGUGGAACUGGGGUGGCUUUCCCAUGCCACGCCACUCUGAGAGAUCCUCAGUGGAAAUCCAGCAUUCUGAAACUCAUUUUCGCACUAUUCAGAGGCAAGACUCAUUUGACAUGGGCAAUGAGCCUGUGAACAAUUUUAGCAGAGUGCGCCGUGUAACUGUGGUCAGACCACAACCCAGGACUCAGUCACUAGACCUGAGUAACUAUGCUUUACAAACAAUGCCUCUGACGUUUGAUAACAACCAUACAUUGACCAGUUUAACCCUUUGUGACCAAUCAAAAAGUGGCUCAGAGAAGGAUGACUCUGAAAUCUCUGCCCAUGCAGACAGUUCAGUCAAUAUUAGCUAUGUUAGUGGCAUAAGUGAUACAGCGGAUGCACAAACUAAUAUAGAAAGUCAACCAGGUAAAGAAAGCCAAGACACUCAGGUCGCAACAAAUGUCCCAGACAACGAAAGUGUAGUUAGUGCAGCAUCCUCAAAUAUUCAGCAGACUGAGCAUUGGGAACAAGGCUACACUAGUAGCACCCCUGUGAGUGAGGGUGACCGUGGAAUAGAUCCCUGCUCUGAGAGCGUGAAAGAGAAUGGCAGACCUGAUGUGGCAGACUUUGCUUCUCCAAAAGAUGACGCUAAAGACAAUGAAGUCAGUGGGAAAACUGCUGAAGAAUUAGGAAACUUCUCCGAAAAAUCUAACAAUCAAGAACAAGACAAAAAGAAGGGCAAACGUAACCAUCAUCUGGGACCAACAGGCAUUUACUUGGAUGAUCUGACUUCACUUGAUCCUGAGCUUGCAGCUCUCUACUUCCCCAAAAGUGAAACAGAGCGUUCCUCCCCUCCUGUUGUAGAGCGAGGUUCUGGCUCAGGAAGUCAAUCACCGCAAUCUAUGGGUGCACUGGAUAGUGGUACAGAAUACCUGUCAGAUUCUGCGUCCUACACAACAGAAGUCAGCAUGUCCCUCUGUGGAUGCGUAGGUGACACCAGUCAAAUCACCAAAGAUAAGUUUUUGGAGCACUUAGUGUCAUACCAAGACUUUGUCAACAAUCCAGGAAUCGUUGAUGAUCCUAGUCUUGUGAUAUGUAUCAAUUCCAAUUAUUAUAACUGGGCAGUGGCUGCUCCAAUGAUCUUGUCACUGACCGCUUUCCAGAAGAAUUUACCCAAGAGUACUGUUGAGAGCUUAGUGAAAGACAAGAUGCCCAAAAAGUCUGGCCGCUGGUGGUUUUCCUGGAGGAGACGUGACUUAGACAAUAAUCAGGUUGCUCCCCCAAAAAAGGAUGAGGAGGCAAUGCUGCGUGGGGAUCCUAGCGCAGUCACAGACGCGCUGUGUGAUGCAGAAAGUGUUGCUGCAGCAAAUCAAAAAGCCAUCAUUUCUUCUAGCCUGUCAACAGAAACACUUCGCACCACUCAUUGUCUCACUCAGUUGUACCGCAAAUCACUUCGCCUGACAUCUGAACAGAUAGAGAACCUAAAUCUGCGCGAAGGAGCCAACAAGGUGAUAUUUAGUGUGACCACUCAGUACCAGGGAACCUGUCGCUGUGAGGCCGCCAUCUAUUUGUGGAACUGGGACGACCGUAUCAUCAUUUCGGACAUAGACGGCACAAUUACCAAGUCUGAUGCUCUGGGACACAUCCUGCCUCAGUUUGGCAAAGACUGGACACACAAAGACAUUGCUAAGCUCUACCACAAAAUUCACCAAAAUGGCUACAAGUUUCUGUAUUGUUCUGCGCGAGCGAUAGGCAUGGCCGCCAUCACGAAGAACUACCUGCAGUGGGUCAAUGACAAAGGCACUGUUCUCCCGAAAGGCCCAGUACUGCUGGCCCCGAGCAGCCUAUUUUCAGCACUGCACAGGGAGGUGAUUGAGAAGAAGCCAGAGGUCUUUAAAGUUGCUUGUCUCAGUGACAUCAGAGACUUAUUCAAUCCCAAAAGACAGCCUUUCUACGCCGCCUUUGGAAACAGGACCAACGAUGCUUAUGCCUACACACAGGUAGGGGUACUCGACACCAGGAUAUUUACUGUCAAUCCAAAAGGGGAGCUGAUCCAGGAGAUGACCAAAGGAAACAAGUCCUCGUAUAGCCAUCUAGGUGAGCUAGUGGAACAUUUCUUCCCAGCGCUUGAUGGGAGUGGCUCCUUUGCUUUUGCGUGUCCUGAGUUCAGCAGCGUCACCUAUUGGAAGGAACCACUGCCAGAACUGGACCUCGAGACACUACUGUAG